Messenger RNA from Drosophila eugracilis, 966 nucleotides. Its product is annotated as pollen-specific leucine-rich repeat extensin-like protein 3. The transcript is spliced from 2 exons. The record is from RefSeq and is a predicted model, not a curated record. Bases 94 to 834 code for a protein of 246 amino acids. NCBI's taxonomy places the organism in Eukaryota, Metazoa, Arthropoda, Insecta, Diptera, Drosophilidae.
UUGACAAUGGCAAGACAUUAACAGCCGAACCAACAGGUCGAGCACAUCGAUCGAUAAGCUACUCCCCCAAAGAAACCAAAUCCCUUAAGUAAGAUGUGGCAACUGACAUGGGCCUUCGCCUUGGCUUUCGUUCUGGUGGGUGCUGACGCCAAACCCUCCCAACUCUUCAAUCAUCACUUUAACCACUUUGAUCCUCAUCACCUGAACCACUUCGAUGGACACCAUCUGAAUCACUUGGAGUCCCUGCAUGCUCUGCCGCACCACUUGGAUUACGCGGUGCAGGAAUCAGUUCUCCCUCCGCCAGCAACUUUGCUUCCUGCUGCUGCUCCACCACCAGUCUUUGCUCCUCCAUCACCUAUUUACGGUCCUGCAGCACCCGUUUAUGGACCAGCACCACCGGCACCUGUAUUCGCUCAACCGGCACCUGUAUUUGCUCCUGCUCCCCUUCUUCCAGCUCAAGCACCACUUCUGCCUGCACCUGCUCCUUUGCUUCCAGCUCCAGCUCCACUUCUGCCAGCUCCUGCACCACUUCUGCCUGCACCUGCUCCAUUGCUGCCAGCUCCAGCUCCACUUCUACCAGCUCCUGCACCACUUCUACCUGCUCCUCAAUUCCUGCCAGAGUUUCACGUACCGAGUGUCACCCACCAGGUCCUGCCUCCCCUACUGGAGGCGAUUCCUUUUGCACCAACCUACCGAGCUAUCCCUGGACCCAAAACCACCACCCAUCGUGUGUCCAUCGGCUACGCCUUCCCCAAACUGCUGGCCGCUCCACAUGCCCACCUGAAAGCCCUGCCCCUGAAGUUAGCCCAUCAUCGCCAUCACUCGUUGUGGUGACGAGGAAAAGUAUCAAAAGGAUGAUGGAAACCUCACCAAAGAGUCAUUAAAGUCAGCUAGUUAAUGUUUAUCUACAAGUAUACCUGCAAAAUAUAAUAAUUUAUCGAAUAAAUAUAGUACAAUAAAGCGAAA